GUGGCGGCGGCGGCGGCGCUGGUGGCGGCGCCGGGCGGCGGCGCGGCGGAGCCGGGCGGGCUGCCGGCCAAGAAGCUGCGCAUGGCCUACGCCACGGGGCCGCUGCUCAAGUUCCAGAUCUGUGUUUCCUGAGGCUACAGACGGGUGUUUGAGGAGUACAUGCGGGUUAUCAGCCAGCGGUACCCAGACAUCCGCAUUGAAGGGGAGAACUACCUUCCUCAACCUAUAUAUAGGCACAUAGCAUCGUUCCUGUCUAUCUUCAAACUAGUAUUAAUAGGCUUAAUAAUUGUUGGCAAGGAUCCAUUUGCUUUCUUCGGCAUGCAAGCUCCAAGCAUCUGGCAGUGGGGCCAAGAAAAUAAGGUUUAUGCUUGUAUGAUGGUUUUCUUCUUGAGCAACAUGAUUGAGAACCAGUGUAUGUCAACAGGUGCAUUUGAAAUAACUUUGAAUGAUGUUCCAGUGUGGUCUAAGCUGGAGUCUGGCCACCUCCCUUCCAUGCAGCAGCUUGUACAAAUUCUUGAUAAUGAAAUGAAGCUCAAUGUGCAUAUGGAGUCAAUGCCUCAUCAUCGAUCAUAGCCCCGUCUAUCAGCACUGAAACUUCUUGCAGUAAGUAGUGAUUUCCAAGAGCAGCGUGGCUCAGACCAAUGAAGGCCUGUACUGAAGACAGCGUGCUGUUAGUACAGACUGGAUGCUUUUCUUGCAGUCACGUUGUGCCUCCUGAAAAAAAUCUUACUGCAAGACAUCUUUCAGUGCUGGCAUGUUUCCAGAUACUGCACAUUCAUGGAGUGCAAUAAUACUGUAUAGUUUUUUUAAGAUUUCAUUCGACCAGUUCAUAGCUCAACAAUGCAGGCAUUACUAAUUGUAACUUAUUUUAUAUUCAUGUUUCGCACAAUGGCAGAUUGAGUUGAUACCUGAUUUUUCCUUGGAAAAAGUUUGUUUAAUCUGUUGUAUUUUAUAUGAAUUUAUGUUCUUUUUGUAGUCCAAAAUGGAGUUAUAGGAGUGUCUGAUAUUGUCCUAAAUUGUAAAAUAAUUGACAGCUAUCAUAUCUCUAAUGUGGUUAUAGCAGGUUUGUAUAUUUUUCAAAAUAUAUGGCAGAGUUGAACGAUGCAUUAUAUACUAAAUUAUAUGAACAAAAUUAUAUGCAGAGUAAUUACAUCAUUUUGUGACAUCAGUACAAGUUAAGACCAACCGCUUUUUAAAUUGUUUUGGCCGGCUCAAGAGGUUUUUCAUUGACCAGUCUGAAGAGUUGAGAAGUUGGGCCUUUCUACUGUCCUAAAUAUAAACUAAGAAAAUUAAUUUAAAUAAAGAGUUCUCAUUUACUGUGUGAA
Molecule: messenger RNA, 1325 nt
Organism: Rhea pennata
Lineage: Eukaryota; Metazoa; Chordata; Aves; Rheiformes; Rheidae
Gene: SELENOT
Product: selenoprotein T
Exons: 6
Biological process (GO): cell redox homeostasis
Cellular component (GO): endoplasmic reticulum membrane
Molecular function (GO): thioredoxin-disulfide reductase (NADPH) activity
Source: RefSeq, a predicted model, not a curated record